CGAAGCCCACAAUCCGUAAUCACUCCGGAAUUUGUCUCUUCCACUUAUUAUUAUUAUUAACAACUCGACAACUCACUCCCCAACCUUCAAUCCUCAAUUCUUCUCCCCAGAUCAUACUAACCGAAGGGAAUUGUCAUACAUACAUUUCGUUUUCAAGUGAAUCACAUAUCCGAUCAUUCACUUCGAAUCCGCAGACCCACGAGAUAGUCCAUUCAAUCUAGUCCCUUUUUUCAGAUCGGGCGCAAUUCGGAGAACAAAGAAAAGAAUUCGAAUAACUUUUUCAUCACCUCCCACCUUCCAACCCUUCCAAGAACUUCCAUCGAACGAUUUUAUCUGCAACAUCAAUAUCAUAGAGACGAAAGGGCUACGAAAGUCACUCCAUAUUCUCGAAUACAUACUUCAGGAUGGCAUACAAUGGUCGGCGGGGUCCGAAUGUAUCGGAAUACAUCGCGAAUCUCAACGCAAUCCCAACACCACAAGACUUACACAAUUCCAAUCAGGAUCCAUACAAUGUAGAUGACGAAUUGGCUAUGUUCACGAAUACCGAAUUUUACGACAUCGACUCAGUCUUGCAGACACCAAACUUCGAUGGAGUUGGGGCACAAUCUAAUGCGGAUAGUGUUGAUUUGGAUUUAAAGGACAUAGAUUUCAGUCUUCCAGGUGAUUUCAAUUUCUCAGACUUCAACACCUUCACCAACAACCACCCUACUAAUUUCGGUAAUCAUGAUGGCAUGCCUCCCGUAAUUCAUCCAAUUCAAACCAACCAUCAAAUCUACAAUCCUCCGCCGUCAUCCGCCGGCUCUCCUACAUCUGCCCUUGUUUCCCCUCAAGUUGGAGAAAAGCGCAAAGCUGAGUCUUUGUCCGAUGGACGAUCACCCGACUUUGAAGAUGCAUCACGCAUAGCUGCUGAAGAAGACAAACGUCGAAGAAAUACCGCCGCUUCAGCUCGCUUCCGAGUCAAGAAGAAGCAACGCGAGCAAGCUCUUGAACAAUCAGCGAAAGCUAUGAGCGAUAAAGUUGCAGCUUUGGAAGGACGCAUCAAUCAAUUAGAAACUGAGAACAAAUGGCUUAAGAAUUUGAUCACGGAGAAGAAUGAGAGUAAGGAGGAUAUUGCCGCCCUAUGGAAAAAGUACAACAAGGACUCUGGUGACAGGAAAGGCGCUGAACGCAAAGAUGGUGUGGGUACAGAAGCUUAAAUUGUCUUCUAAAGAUGAUUUUCUCGUUCAUUUGUGCUCGUACGUUUCUUGUUUGGUCUUGCGGUUUGCGUUUGCGCCAGUUUGCGCUUGAUUGAAUUCGCGCCAUGGUUGUUUCUGGGAGGUAAUUUUCACAAAUAUCCCAGCCUGGGAUUGAUACAUAUUUGAAUGUGUUGGUGGAAGAAGGUACGAUGCCAUGUGUUCAAUGAUGGAUGAUUGAAUGAUAGCGUAACUGGAGUUCCGGAUAGUGAAAUUUCUCCUGUUCUCAUCUUUCAAGUCUACUGGUAGAUUUACAGCCAACAUUCACA
Molecule: messenger RNA, 1501 nt
Organism: Botrytis porri
Lineage: Eukaryota; Fungi; Ascomycota; Leotiomycetes; Helotiales; Sclerotiniaceae
Exons: 2
Coding region: 405-1196 (263 amino acids)
Biological process (GO): regulation of transcription by RNA polymerase II
Cellular component (GO): nucleus
Molecular function (GO): DNA-binding transcription activator activity, RNA polymerase II-specific; RNA polymerase II transcription regulatory region sequence-specific DNA binding
Source: RefSeq, a predicted model, not a curated record